Molecule: messenger RNA, 6008 nt
Organism: Octopus sinensis (East Asian common octopus)
Lineage: Eukaryota; Metazoa; Mollusca; Cephalopoda; Octopoda; Octopodidae
Exons: 21
Coding region: 127-5892 (1921 amino acids)
Biological process (GO): protein processing
Cellular component (GO): plasma membrane
Molecular function (GO): metalloendopeptidase activity
Source: RefSeq, a predicted model, not a curated record
AAUAUUAAUACUAAUACAGAGCCAAGAGUUCCUUCACAGUCAUUGUGGUUGUCGUACGAUAACCGCAAACAAACUGACAAUGAAGAAAGUUUGCGGUACGAAAUACAAGAAUCGGCAGAAAAACGAAUGUCGCUAAAAGAACAAUGGCUAAAGGAAAACAAACUAAUAACAUCCGAGCUUUUGUUACCCAAAACAAUGCACCUAAAAACACCUCCUCCGGUCAGAUCAACUCAAGACGUCGGACAAUUUCAUAAUAAAGCUAUUUCUCAGGAUAAAUUUAUUGCAGACCCAAAAUCCUCAAAACCAUCCCCUUUGUUAAAUCCACAAGUAUCCUCUCCAUCUUAUGCGCUUGCGUACAUUCAUGAAAACUCUAAAUCAAACAAGCAGGGGUCCGUACUUCCCCUAAGUCAAGCUUUAACAUCAACAAUGAAGGAACAACAGUCAAGUAUAAAAUACAAAUAUUCAUCAAGCUCAGCUGGGUCUUCGUUGAACCCUCAAAAUGUUACAUCAUCACAAUCACUGAUAUCAACCUUUCCGAAUGUAAUAACGAACCGAGAAAAGGGCAUAGUUGAGAAAGAAAACGAAAAACUGGAUUUUCACGGCGAAACACUUGAAUCACAAAAACGUUUUCAAAUGAAACAUCCAAGUGAAUUCCAAAACGAAGAAACUCUUGAUAAAUCAUGUGAAAAUAAAGAAAAGAAAAAUGAAAAGAGCGAAGAGUAUUCUGACAAGCAAAGUUGUAAGUUCUUUCAAUCGAACAGUAAACCAUCUCGAAUACCCAUCCUUACUCAAAGAUCGUCGUCGGCCGAAGGAUUUUAUAGAAAUAAACGAGUAGAUUUGAAAAAAUCAAUGAGUAUUGGUACAAGUGUUUCUAGAAGUGGAGACAGGUACGCAGAUAUGUUUGUUUCCCAAAUUAAAACUGGUAAAGCAAGGGAACGACAAGUACCAAUAAAUUCGCCGGUCUACACUAAUGCGACUAGUAUGAGUGGCUGCAAACUCAAAACUGAUAAUGCUUGUACAGGGACGACGUUGUCAACUAAUAAAACGGUUGUUUCUUCACUAGCUAUGAAUGUGUUGCCUCCUUCAGAAAACAGUAUAAAAUCCAUUACAAGUACGUCUACUAUUUCCUCUGAUACUACAAUACAUACUAUUGACAAAACCUAUGCAAAAGAUCAGGUAUCUUCACUUACAGAUCCAGCCGUAUCAUCUACUAAUCAUAGCAGCGGUGCAAGUGAAAUUAUUAACCUGAAUAGCAAAGGUUCUGCUAGUGCCAUUAAUGUCUCUGCUAGUAGCAGAAGUGCCGGUACCGCAGAUGGGAAAUGCCACUAUUACGACGGUAGCAACAGCCACUGCCAACAGUCAGUCAAUAGGACAUAUAAGCUAAUACACAGAUCACAAUCUGGCAACGACAGCCUCUGCAAAGCGGCUCUACUUCACGCUUCUAACGACAGCGAAAGGAGAAGUGAUGUGUCUAUUGUUGACAGUAGCACGGUUGACUUGCAUGGAGCUAUUGAUGUCGCUGGCAGUGGAAGCUAUGCGCAAGCAGAAAUUGUUGCAACUGCAACGAAACCAACACGAGGAGCGGAGAGAAGGGAAAACAAAAGGUUAGAAGAGAAUAGGAAUGUAAUUCAAAAACAAUAUGUGCAAACUUCAGCGACAACACAAUCCUAUCAACCACUUGUUACUAAUGUUACCACUCAGCAGACUAUCGGAGGAGGUUACCAACAGACAAUUAAAAAAACAGAGCAACAUAAAUAUCAACAAAAACAACUAAUUCUGCAACAGAACACGUCAUGUUUACGAUCAUCAGCAUCGUCAAACAGGGAGUUGGCAUCUAGUUGUAUCAAAGGACAAGAUGGUGUUUAUUUUGAGCCUGGAACAUUUAAUAAAACAGAUAUAGAACAAAGAGAUUUUAAUAGUAUUAACAACAGAAGAAUCAACAUCAGUAACAAUGGAACUGAUUAUACAAAUGUAUACUCCCGGGAGAGGCAGCAAGGGGCAAAAUCAAUCACAUCCACUGAUGGUACCGAUUCAUUGGAGCGGUCCUGGAACCUUGAUAAUGGCCAGAAUUUAAGUUCCACUCAAGAAACGAGUGAUGUCCGAAAUCCGAGGUAUAAGUCACCAGAAUUAAAGAAAACUAAGAAUAAUCUCAGUGAAGAUAAAUGUCAACACAGUCAACCGGAUCAAAUUAGCCGAAAGACUGCAGAGCCAAGUAAUUACCCAUUAGUUUGUACUGUUUAUACUGCCGAUGGUCUGGAAACCAUUCCGAUAUAUCCGUAUUAUAUUAGUAACAGUACUGACGGCGGAGACUCGAACUAUCAGGACAACUACUCAAGUAGCUAUCAUUUUAAUGUGGGAGAUUCGAAACAUACAGCUUCGUCGAAAAUAGCUUUUACAAAAUUAGUGGACUGUACAGAGGCUUCGUCCCAGACCGAAACCACAUCUCCAGCAAUUAGUCAAGUAUCGUCGAUUAGUUCAACAGCUGGUACAUCAUCGAGAGCGGUGACAGUUUUAGCAGCAUCUGCAUUAGCAACCACCUCUUUAGCCGCUGCUACAUCAGCCAGACGAACUAAAGCGUGUGCUGAAAAGAAGAAAAAACUACAAGAAACUAUUCAACCAUGUUCCGGUAAAAUCACAACAAACCAAGGCGAUGUGCGCUAUAGCAACAGAACAGCAUACCAGGUUUUCCAUCCUGACAACAGCUCCAGUCACUUACCUACUACUGUAGCAUACGACUCUUGUCAGAACUUUCACAAUGAUAGCUGCUGGCCUGUAACCCACGUAGCUAAGAGUCAGGGCUUAAGUCACGCAGGGAAUGCACCAGCCUUAGCAACUUACCGAACGAAGGAAUCCAGUGAAGCCAUACCAAAUAUUGUUUUGCCGAAAACAGUGUCUAAGGCAGACCACGUUGCUAGAAGUAAUCGACGAAUUAGCUCAGCACCUUUACAACAUCAAGAGACACCUUUAAUUGCAUCAGGUCAUCAAAAUUAUUCUAAUGUAUAUGCAUACCCUCCUCCCCCACCCUAUCCUCCCCCUCCUCUUCCGCUACCUUCUUCUCAGCAUCCCUGCGCUUGCUCUCAUCAAUGUUUACAACCGUCGCGGCAAUCGUGUUUACGGUUUAACAACAACGUUGACACAAACACAUUAAAUGCCCCGUUGUUGUCUAACACUAGCACGACUAUAGCAGCAGCUACUAAUAUUACGUCUACGACUACACUUUCUGCUGGGGAUCUACUCAAAACAAACUGUCAAAUAGAAACCGGAGACGAUGGAUUUACUUCGAUAUCUAACCAUGGAAGACGAAUGAAAAUAAGUAAUCAUAAUAAUAAUAAUAAUAAUAAUAGUAAUAAUAAUAAUAAUAAUAAUCCAAACAGAUUUUGCAACGAUAACUGGCAAAGCGCCUAUAGCGAUUCCCAAAAGAUGUCAUCGUCCCGAAAGCCCCCACGACGAACUCGAGUAAUGGAUCCACCUGUAAACUUUCACAAUCGACGAGACAGGUCGUUUGGGUUUUUAUCAUUUCGUCUUGGAGGAACAGAGAAGAAUUUCAGGAGUGCAAGUAAUGAAGAAAAUGAGCUUCUAAGUGCCGGUGCAAUAAAAAUGUCAGAACGUCCAUUCAGCAGGUCAGAGUCACGAACUACAGACUCAGAUGAUGAUGACCUCAUGGAAGACUAUGAUGUUACCAUCUUCAAUCCCCAAUGUGUCAGAAACCGCAGUGCCCUGGAAAAAUUUCUUGCAGUAAUACUGGUGCUUUUCUUGGUUGUGAUUAUUGCUCUUGCUGUUGCACUGGUUCGGUCAAAAGAGCCACCUGAUGACCCUUACUGUUCGAGCCCAGAAUGCAUUUCAGCUGCAGGAUCAAUAUUAACUGCAAUGGAUACUACUGUAGAUCCAUGCCACGAUUUUUAUCAAUACACAUGUGGGAAUUGGGUGAGAGACAACCCAAUACCGGAAAACUAUGCCAGUUGGGAUCGAUUUCAAGAACUUUCAGAAAAAAAUCUAUAUCGUUUGAAAGGUCUUUUAGAAAAUUUACAGUUGAUCGGGCCUCUAGAACAAAAAGUAAAAAACUUUUAUAAUUCCUGCCUUUUGGAGAGUGAUGGCUUCAAACAAGAUAUCCGGAAAAAAACACUUGACUCUUUGAAAAAACUUAUCCAUAAAGUUGGUGGCUGGAGUUUUAAAAAUGCCACCAACAGUACAAUUUUAUAUCCUGAGUGGACAUUUGAGUCUGUUUUACUUGAGAUACAUCUCCUGGACAUAUGGCCUCUAUUUCGAAUCACAGUUGAUGUUGAUGAAAUGGAUCUGUCAAGGAAUAUAUUCAAGAUUGGAAUUGGGAGUAAUUUCCUUGAUUCACACAGACAUCCAUUAUCAAGCAAUCAAGGCAAUGAAACAUCACUCCACGGGCAGCUAUAUGCUCAGUAUUUAAAAGAAUCUUUUGACCGCUAUCUAAAGGAAACAAUUAGAAUAAUGGAACUUUUUAUUGGGAAGUCGGUUAAUGUCAGCAAGAUGGCAUAUGAAGUCAGCAUUAUGGAAAAGACUCUUGUUCAGAUGAAAUCUCUAACAGCAACAGAAAGUUACAAUGUGUCAACUAUCCAUGAUCUGCUUAUACGGUAUCCAGCGAUAAACUGGAUUAAAUAUUUCCAAAGUCUUGCAACAAUUCGUAAUAUCAAGAUACAAAAUUCUGACCGGGUGGCCAUUUUAUAUCCUGAUUACCUAAGCCACCUUUCAGUCUUCUUAAAUGAUGUUAAAAGCAACAUUACAAAAGCUGAAACAUUACAGAAUUAUCUAAUUGUCACACUAAUGCGGUCAAUGUUACCAUUUUUCCAAGAAAGUAAUUUAGAAGAAGAUGAAAAGGAUUCUCGUAAACCAUUGGACAACUGGAAACGAUGUAUUUUCUAUACAAACAAAGCAUUGGGUUUUGCCACUGGUGCCAUCUAUGUAAAGGCAGCAACAAAAGGGAGAGAAAUCCAUGACAAAAUUGAAAACUUAAUUAAAUAUAUCAAGGAGGCAUUUAAAGCCUACAUCCUGAGAAAGUUCUGGAUGGACAAGUAUACAAAAGCUGCGGCGGCUGCAAAACUGGAUUCUAUGAUAGAGAAAGUCAGUUACCCUUCAUUCAUGCUCAAUACUACAUUUCUUAAUAACUAUUAUAAACAGUUUGAUGUUUUGGAAUCAAGUUGGUUUACUAAUUUAAUAAGCUGGAAAAAAUUUGAUUUAGAAAAGAUGAUAGCACAACUAAUAGAAAAACCUGACAGACGGAGAUGGAUAUCUCCACCAGUCACAGUCAGCCCUUUCUAUUCACCAAUUAGAAAUGAGCUUUUCUUCCCUAUGGCGCUUUUUCAUCUACCAUUUUUCUCGGAAGAAGGGCCACAAUCUCUGAACUUUGGUGCCAUAGGAUCAGUUAUAGGACAUGAAAUAACACAUGCAUUUGGCAUCAGGGGAAUGCAUUAUGAUGGAAAUGGACAGUUACGCAACUGGUGGAAUCCAGACACUGCUAAAAAGUUUAACAUCACAACACAAUGUGUUCGGAAAACUUACAGUUCAUAUCAAGUGGAUCAUUUGUAUGUUGAUGGCGAGGUGACACUUGAUGAAAAUAUAGCUGACAAUGGAGGUUUACGUGCUGCCUAUGUUGCUUACCUUCUCUGGACAGAAGAAAAUGGAAUUGAAAAACCUCUUCCAGGACUAGAUUUGACACCAACACAGUUAUUUUAUGUCAGCUUUGCCCAAAUGUAUUGUUCAGCAUGGACAAAAGAAGGACUCAAACAUCACUUGCUGACUGACCAUUUUGCUCCUGGUAAAGCAAGAGUAAUUGGUGCUAUCUCAAACUCCAGGGCUUUCUCAUCAGUCUUUGACUGCCCAUUUACAUCUGCUAUGAACCCAUCAACCAAAUGUGAAGUAUGGUGAAGAAAUGAUUCUGUGAUGAUUAAUUAAAAAACAAAAACUAAUCAGCCAGCUAAAUUGACUGAGGAAUACACAACAAAAACUUUUGUUACAAGGGUUCAUCAGGAAACGGAAAUAAG